Messenger RNA from Eucalyptus grandis, 978 nucleotides. Its product is annotated as probable calcium-binding protein CML15. The transcript has a single exon. The coding region runs from base 218 to 706 and encodes 162 amino acids. The record is from RefSeq and is a predicted model, not a curated record. Gene Ontology annotation, molecular function: enzyme regulator activity; calcium ion binding. Lineage: Eukaryota; Viridiplantae; Streptophyta; Magnoliopsida; Myrtales; Myrtaceae.
UAGUUCCGACCCGUGUCCAAAACUCAAAGAUCAUUCAACCCUGCAAGUUUUCAUUUUUCCAUAUCCACCGCAACGCGCAUUCUGGUUUUGAACCAUUCUAAGCCGUUCUCUAAUAGGCCUCCGCCACAAAAACAAGGAAAGUUCAGCCCCACGUCUCAAACGAAACGAAACGAAACGAAAGAAACGAACCAGACAUCAUCCGAUCUGAUCCUCCCCGAUGGCUGCUGCUUCCGCUGCCCUCCAAUCCGAGCAGCUGAAGCAGCUCCGGGACAUCUUCGCACGCUUCGACAUGGACGGUGACGGCAGCCUCACGCAUCUCGAGCUCGCCGCCCUCCUCCGUUCGCUCGGCCUCAAGCCGACCGGGGACCAGAUCCACGCCAUGCUCGCCGAAAUGGACGCCAACAGCAACGGCUCGGUCGAGUUCGACGAGCUGGUCGGCGCCCUGCUGCCUGACAUGACCGAGCAGGUCUUCAUCAACCAGGAGCAGCUGGCAGAGGUGUUCCAGCUGUUCGACCGCGACGGCAACGGGUACAUCACGCCGGCGGAGCUGGCUGGCGCGAUGGCCAAGAUGGGCCAUCCCCUGACGUACCGCGAGCUGUCGGAGAUGAUGAGGGAGGCCGACACCAACGGCGAUGGCGUCAUCAGCUUCCAGGAGUUCGCCACCAUCAUGGCCCGGUCCGCCGUGGAUUUUCUUGGCUUGCGUUAGCUUAGGAGGUGGCGGUUCAUCACGAUUCAGCUUCCGUGGCCGAUCGUGAGCCGAGAUCCGCCCAAGGAAGAUUGUGAAUGAUUUGACUUGGUCCUGGUUGACUUUUAGGAUUUAGCUUGAACGUGUCCCUGGCCUGCAAGGCUAUUGUCCAGGGUGGAGAAGGAGAGUUCUGUACAAAGAAAAUUGAAGGCCAACCCUUUCUCCAAGUUUUCUGUAUGUAAAUUAUUCAUUUUCUCACCGAAUUUAUACAAACGAUCUAUUUGCUUAACAGA